AUGUCCAUCAUCGUCGCCACGUUUGACCCAGCCGACUGUGACCCUUCCAGGUGUGUGUUGUGCCUCCGGAAGAUCCGCCGUCGAGAAAGUGCUCCUCUUUGGAAAUGUACCUUUCGCAUUAUAUGGGAAACUACUGGUGAAAUUGAGCUAUCUGGGGUUGGUCUGCGGAGCGUACAGGACCAAUUCAACAGGUUUAGGGUACCACGCGACCAGCGCAAGCGAUGGGAUACAGUGGGCGAUGGCUAUAUAACAUUGCCCUUACCGUGGAGGUGUACAGACAAUCUGGUGUUCUUUCAUGAGUUAUGUUGGGAACGGUUGGAAGAUCACUUCAAUCCUGGCGAGAUUAAAUUAGGCACACUUCGGUGGAUACUAUUACGUCCUCUACGUCGCGGUAGGGGCUCCCUUCGCUAUGUUUCAAGAGGAGUUCGUGACCUACCAACGGAGCCACUGUUUUAUCAGCCCUCCCUUGAGCAGUUGCUACGACGGGGAGUUCGGAUACCAGAUCGCACACCAGAGGUGGCAACCCAAUUUGCCCGCGGGCGAAAUGCCACCGAUCUGUUCACAGUUCUGCCUUUCGAGAUCAAAGGGAUAAUCGCAGAGCAACUAAACACCCGUGACAUCCUAACACUUCGGACAGUUUCGCGUGCGAUGGAAGGAGUCUUCUUCAGUUCUAGAUUCUGGCGGACACGGUUCGAGGUCAAUGGCGAACGGGGCUUUCUGUAUCGUGCUGUAAGGGAGUCUUCUAGAGGAACAGGUGAUAGCAUCGACUGGCAACAUCUGUAUCACAGCACGUCCAUGCUGCCUUGGAACGACCAGUUUGAUAAGAUGCUGAGAAUGUGGGAGACCUUCCGGUGGAUACGAGACGCAUGCCUCAGCGAGAAUAGAGGACAGACACCCCCCUUGGACUUUCAAGGUAGAGCCUUGCAGCACUAUCACAACACACGCUGGGAGGGAACAAAGGUUGAAACCUUAUCACUGGACUGGAGUUCUACAGCGAAGAUGGGCCCAGCAAGUCCCUCGGCUAUAAGACCCCAGGUGCCAAAACGCGAACAGAAACGGAGAUGGCCUCGCGAAUUCAACAUCGACAUCUAA
Molecule: messenger RNA, 1092 nt
Organism: Aspergillus pseudonomiae
Lineage: Eukaryota; Fungi; Ascomycota; Eurotiomycetes; Eurotiales; Aspergillaceae
Product: F-box protein
Exons: 3
Coding region: 1-1092 (363 amino acids)
Molecular function (GO): protein binding
Source: RefSeq, a predicted model, not a curated record